This is a messenger RNA of Capsicum annuum, 3587 nucleotides long. RefSeq names its product disease resistance protein RPP13. The record is from RefSeq and is a predicted model, not a curated record. Gene Ontology annotation, biological process: defense response to other organism. Gene Ontology annotation, molecular function: ADP binding. Lineage: Eukaryota; Viridiplantae; Streptophyta; Magnoliopsida; Solanales; Solanaceae.
UACUCAACCUAUCCCUAUCUUGAAAAGGUAUAGAAGUACUUUUUGAUAGGCCCUCGGCUCAAGUAAAGCACAUCAACGCUUAAGUAAAUGUGAAAUAAUCACAGUAGUGAAAAAUUCAUGUUGAAAACAAUGGAGAAGAAACAGAAACAAUAACAAACAAUAUGAUACAGUAGUAGUUAAAUGACAGCUAGAAACUUACUAACAUUUACUCCCCCUCCUACUUACUAGCUCUGCAUCAAACUUCUUUCUGGCAGCAAUUAGCAGCCAACUUUAAUAAGAGGCCAAAUAGAAAACGACCUGAUAAGCCUAGUGCAAGUAUUUCUGUAACACCACACUCAAGAAGUUGUCUCUAUCUGAAGAUGGUUGAUGCCAUUGUGUCAUUUGCAGUUCAAAAGCUGGGUAAUUUUCUCAUAGAAGAAGCUAACGUGCGUUUAAGUCUGAAAGGAAAUGUGUUCUGGCUUCAAUCUCAACUGAUCAAGAUGCUGAAAUUCCUCAAAUAUGCAGAAGACCAGCAAGUUAAAGAUCCUAUGGUUCUACAAUAUGUGUUUGACAUUAGGAACAUUGCUAAUGAGGCUGUUGCUAUACUGGAGACUUACUCCAUGGCAGGAGAUCAACGCGAGGACCAUGGAUGUGCUAGUCGUCUUAAGUCUUGCACUUGCAAAUGUAGAAAGGAGACCAAACUCUACAAUGUCGGCAAGGAGAUCGAAUCACUUAGGCAGCGACUUGAGGCGAUAGCUCAUGAGCGAGACACUUAUGAUAUCAGAAGCAUCAAGAAUGCAGGAGAAGGGCCAAGUAAUCUUCCAAACAAUCAGUCUGCCAGAGAUAGAAAAUUGAGGAUAACUGACUCCUUUGUGGAUGAUCAAGAUCUCACUUUUGUUGGCAAUCAGGAUGCUGUAGAAAGAUUGCUAGCUGAACUUCUUAAAGAAGAGCCUCGUCGAAGCGUCAUCUCCAUUUAUGGCAUGGGUGGAUUAGGCAAGACCACUCUUGCAAGAAACAUCUACACUAGUCCUAAAAUAGUGUCUACCUUCGAAACACGUGCUUGGAUAUAUGUUUCUCAAGAGUACAACACCAUGGAUCUCCUUAUGGAUAUCAUAAAAUCCAUCCGAGGUUGCAACAAGGAAACUAUAGAUCUGUUGGAGAGGAUGACAGAACGAGAUCUACGAAUACACCUUCGUGAUCAAUUGAAGGACUGCAAAUACCUUUUGGUGAUUGAUGAUGUCUGGCAGAGAGAAGCAUGGGAAAGUUUGAAAAGAGCCUUUCCGGAUGACAAGAAGGGCAGCAGAGUGAUUAUUACAACACGCAAGGAGGAUGUUUCUGAAAGAGCAGAUGACAAAGAUUUUGCCCACAGACUUCGUUUCCUAAGCAAAGCAGAGAGUUGGGACCUCUUUUGCAGGAAACUACUUGAUAUUCGGACAAUGGCCCCAGCAAUGAAAAGGCUAGCUAGGGAUAUGGUGGACAAAUGUGGAGGCUUACCUCUUGCGAUUGUUGUAUUAAGCGGACUACUUUCGCAUAAAAAAGACCUAGAAGAAUGGCAACAGGUCAAGGACCACCUUUGGCAUAAUAUUACAGAGGCCGGCACUAGUCAAAUCUCCCACAUCCUGUCAUUGAGCUACAAUGAUUUGCCAACUGAACUCAAGCAGUGUUUUCUUUACUUUGGUACUUUUCCAGAAAAUCAAGUGGUCCAUUCUGAUAACAUAAUAUGGUUGUGGAUGGCUGAAGGAUUAGUACCGAGAGGAGAAACAAGAAUGGAAGAUGUCGCUGAAGGCUUCUUGAAUGAGCUGAUAAGACGAAACUUGAUACAAGUGAGACAUACUUUUUGGGGAAAAGUUACUGAAUGUAGGAUUCAUGGUCUACUUAGGGAUCUUGUCGUAAAAAAAGCAUUGGAGAUAAAUUUCUUUGACAUUUAUGAUCCAAUAAAUCACUCCAUAUCACCCUUAUGUCUCAGGCAUGCCAUUCAUGGUGAUGCACAAAAGUACCUCUCACUUGAUCUUUCAAUAACGAAGUUGAGGUCAGUUAUGUUCCUUCAUCCAGAUUUUAGUAACACGAAUCUUAUAAAGUUCCAUAAAGUGUUCCAACAUUUAUAUGUGUUGUACUUGGAGAAUCAUUCUGUUAGUGAUGAAUUACCUGAUGUUAUAGGAAGUUUGUCCCAACUCAAGUUCUUACGCGUCACAGAUAUCUCUACUCUCCCCUCCUCCAUUGGCAAACUCAAGAAUUUACAGACAAUUCAUGUCAAUGAUUAUGGUCAGUUAUGCCAACUCCCCCCCGAGACUGUUGACCUCAUAAAUCUUAGACAUUUAGUAGCUCCAUAUUCAAAACCUCUAAAACGUGUUAGCAAACUCGAGAGUCUUCAAGUUCUUGAAGGCAUUUCUUGUGACCAGUGGAAAGAUGACGAUCCUGUUGGUUUAGUCAAUCUUCGAAAAUUAAGCAUGUAUGAUAUUAAGGAAUCUUACUCCCUAAACAACAUUAGCAGCUUGCAAAACCUUAGCACUCUCGUAUUGUCUUGUAAACCCGAUGAAUCAUUCCCAGACCUUGAAUUUCUUAGUCCUUGUCAACACCUCCACAAAUUGUGGUUAGAUGGGGGAAUAAAGAAACUACCUUCCUCGGGCCCAUUACUAGAUUCAAUCACAAUGCUAGUCCUUCAGUAUUCGAAUUUGAUGGAUGAUCCGAUGCCUAUUCUAGGAAAGUUGCCAAACCUAAGGAAUCUUGACUUCGUAGCAGCUUAUGGAGGACGAGAUAUUACCUGCAAUGAUAACAGUUUUUGCCAGCUGGAGUUUCUCCGUCUUGAUGAUCUUCCGAAACUAGACAGUUGGCAUUUACCCACAAGUUCCAUGCCUCUGAUUAAAGGUCUUGGUAUCCACGACUGUCCAAAGCUAAAGGAGAUUCCCGAAAGAUUGAAGGACGUUCCUAAGCUGGAGAGAUUGCAGGGAAUUCAUCUUGUAUGAAACUUUUUAAAGCAUACAUGAUAUUCUAUUUCGGCAUGCUACAAAAUAGCAGAGGUAAAUAUACAAAUAAAAUCCUAAUCCAGAGGAUGAAGAAUAAUUGUUUUUUGCAUGGAUUUGGAGCAUAAUUGAGCCUUGAAGUCUGAAAAGGAGCCAAAAGAAAGAUGAUUCAGAGCAAGUCCAAAGGUGUUAGUUCUGGACGGAAGCUUAAGGGAAGUGAAACGAGGAGAAGACGGGAAAUGCACUAAGGGGGUACCUAGAGCAUCACCGUAGCAUAUUUUUGUACCCUCAACUCGUCUCAGCGAAGUUGCUUUCCAAAAGGCUUGGUGUGCGUAUCAAUGCAAUUCCAGUCCAAGUAUGUUAUGGAUCAUUUGGAACGAACCGGAUCUAACCCUGACCCUUUUAUAGCUCUAUAAAUACUUCCGUUUAGUCAUGGGGGGUGAGAGGACUAGCGUAAUUUCAGAGGGAAGAGAUAUAACUUCUACACUUAGGUUUUCUUAAUUUAAUCAUUGGACCUUUGUCUAUUCAUGAAAUCUUUCGUUUAUAACCAAUUCAUAGGUAACUAAACUCAUUGUAUAUAGAUUGUGGUUGGAUAUGAAGGAUGGCGUUUGAAGUUAAUAUAACUUAAUAUCGAUUUCCCCAGUGAGU